CCCAAAUCUGUGCCGGCCCCUCCCCCACCUCCGGCCUGGCCCCGCCGCCCAUGAGCCCUGGGGGUGGCUCAUAACCAGACUCAGCCCCACCGAGCGCUUCUCCGGUGCAGCGAGAGCGGCCAGCCUCGUCCCUCCAUGCGCCGCGGUGAUGCUGCUGCGCCCUCCCUGCGGGUAACAGCGCCCAGCGCCUUCCGCUCCGGCCGGCCAAGAUGUGGCAGAGCGUCGGGCUGACGCUGCUGGUGAUCGUGGCCACCCUGGCCUGUGUGCUCUUGUUCAUGCUGUGCGGUUGGUAUGUGGUGUGGCAACUGUUUUUAUCUAAAUUCAAGUUCCUGAGAGAGUUGAUAGGAGACACAGGAUCCCAGCAGGGAGAUAAUGAGCCUUCAGAGUCUGAAGCUGAACAGGAGACUCCACCCACUCCACAGAGAGGUAGACCGAAAUCAGCACGGCAAAGAAGGGCACCAGCAGAAGAAGCAACUUAAAAAAAGUCCUCUGGGCAUUCAUUAGUGACCUAUGAACAGAUUAAACACUUCUGCUGCACUGUGUGAUUCAGCAGUUUGGUUUUACUGAAAACAAUGGACUGCAAAAAAACCAAAUAUCUGUGAACCUUUACUUUUGGAUUUCAGAUAUACACUACUUUAGUAGCGGUUCAGGAAGGGCUUUAAUGGUAAGCCAUAUAGAACUAGAAAAAAGAAGGUAGGGGGAGAAUCUCUGCCUGAAAAAGGCUGAGCUGCUGUAGCCCCCACCCCUGCAAAUGGAUGCUGUUUCCUGGUCCAUAGGCCUAGCCUUUCCAUUAGUCUGAACAUGGUAAGCAUCUCAGACUUGAAAUGGUUGCUAACUUAUUUUUAUUUCACAGCACUGCAACUAGUUGUAGUAAAAUUUAAUUUUAUUUCUGUAUUUCAUUCAGUUAUAUAAAUAUAUAUAUAUUCUUCAAUUUGUCAAUGCAUGUAAACUUGAAAGAUGUUCAAAGGAUAUCCUGCUUGCACGGUAUUCUAAAAUGAGGUUUAGUAACCUUUUCUAUACGAGAGAAUUAGUACUAGAUACACAUGAUGUGGAGGUUGUAACUAUCUCCUUAAAGAAAAACAUAAUCAGGUGACCAUACCCGGUUUCUUGGUUUUGACACAAGAAGGGUUACAGGUAAAACUAUUCUGCUAGACUUCUGUUUUUUGUCAUCUGAACCUCUGACUCCAUUUUUACUGGAGAUAGGGAGAUGCAGCAUGGGUUAAGUAUCUUCACUGUUCAGUAUCCUAAAGUGGCAAGCACAGUUCUAACUCACUUUAAAAUGUAAACAUUUUUACAUCAGGUAUUUGGUACCAGAUUUUUUUUCUGGCGCCAUUUAUUAUGAAGAAAUUGUGACCAAUUUGGUGGACACCACUUUAAUAGUGUUGUAGCAAUGUGUUUAGUACCUCAUGUUUGGUGGUGGUUACUGGUUUUAUCAGCAGUUUAGCAGAUUCUCCCAGUUCUUCAGUACCUGAAUUGUACUCCAGGUGAACAUCCUUUUAAUUUAAUUUUAUUUUUUUGCAUUGUACUUCAAGCAAAAUUAAAUCCCACAUUGCAGCAAUCUAGCAACUUUAAACUAGUGUUUGAUGUGUAUCAAACAAGAAAGAAUAAGCAGGUGCUGCCUCUGAAGGGGGAUGUUGGGGGAUGAAGCUACAAAAAGAACAGUCUGUGUUUUGGGACAAGCUCAUCUGACUUCCUUUCAUAAACUUUGGAUGCAUUUGUUGAUUUGUUUAGUUUCUCCUUAGUGGUUUUCCCUGCAUUCAGAUUCUGCUCUACAGGAAAAUGUCUUAAAACUACAAACUAUGAAACCUACAUUAGUGGACAAACUCUCUUGAACCUCUAGUGAUAAUAGCAAUGCUUAGCUCUUUGAUAGAAUAGACUCUUAUGUCUGGGAGAAGAGCACAUUUUUACUGCCUUUAUAUUCUAAUUUAUCUGUGGAUAUUGUUUGAAAGCUAAUGUUAGGAUUUGAAGAUGACAGUAUUAACUGAAAUAUACCACAAACAGCUGACAUAAACAUUCUUCCUGAUGUGUCAGUGUUAAAAUAUGUAAUGGAUGUCCUGACCCUUCCCUGCAAGUUCUAUAUUCUUUCUUUGUUUACCAGCAUGUAUGUACAAGCAUGCUUUAUUACGGGAUUAUACUUUCAAGCAUGGUUACACAUCAGUUUGCACAUAUCCUCUAAACACAUGUAAAACCUAUUAAUAGUUUUUCCUAUUCCAUACUUCCUGCUGGUAAGAAUGGGAACUGGAAAUGGCUAUUGAUUAAGGUAAUAAAAUCCCCAUUGUAUUCAAAUUGAUCAACAACAUUGUUUCAUUUUCCUGCUUGUUUCAAGUGUUUGCCUUUAGGACAUACUCAACAGUAUAGUCCAUUUGAUGCACAGUAUACCUUCAACCUAACCGUUCUAAGCAGAUUUUGGAGCACUUUUCUUAAUCUUUUCAUUAAGAACAUACAUUUUGUACACUCUCAUGAAUUUUAGUCUGCAAAAGGACUAUAAUCUUGAUAUAAAGCAUUCAUACUAUAUGUACAUUUCAGUUCUAACUGAAAUAUAAGUACACAUAGGAAAUACACAUACAGCAAAAAGCUGACAUUUCUAAUCUCUCCUGCUGAAAGAGGUAAUGGAAACCCACAGGCAGUCUCUAAUUUUAACAGCUGUGAAGAAAUGUGAAAUUAUAGCAGUACAGAUACCCAGCAAGGUAGCACUCAAAAGUCCUUGUGCCUUAUGCCUUGAGUAAGUUGAUGAGGGAAACCCAAGUAAGUUUCAGUGCUGACACUUUUAUCUGGAAGUAUGCAAUAAAAUGGAAAUUAAAACUAAUGAAUAUAGAACUCUGGGAAGCAAGUUUGUCCUGCCUUUCUGACCAACCUUUUUUUCCUCACCAAGUGUACAUUUCCCCCACAUGGAGUCAUCUAUUCUGUCAUUUUGUGAAAAAUAGCCAACACUAUUGUAUUAAUAAUGCUGAUGUGACCUACUUGCCAGUAACACUAAAUCCACCUAUAACAUUACAUUCAUGCUCCUAGUAGCAGCAUGACAACAAGGUUUAUAUUAUAAAGAUAGUAUGAGUUGUGUAGCUUUGGUAAUGAAGAUGUCAAUGUAUAAUAUGAAUAGGAGAAAAUAAAAAGGGUUUUCUGCACAUGUCCCAUGUGGAAACUUCUGCGUAUUGAGGUUUUAUACACACCUACAAGGGUGUAUUUAUGUGAAAGUGUGCAUGUGACCAGGUCCAAGGUAUUAAGUUUUACCAGUCCAAUAGAACUCAUGUUCUUGUCUUCAAAAUAUUUUGUUUUGGACUUUUUUUUAACAGUAUACAUCUAAAGUAUUUUAGCUGUAGCUGAGCACUUAGUUUUUAAUUAAGUAAUACAAUUCUAAGAAACCUUUUUGUAAGGCAAAAAUAUAAAUGACUUCAUCUUUGUUUUAAUUAGAUUUAUUUUUAAAUAUAUAUGCCUUAUUACAACCAUUCUACUGAAUAUACUUGUUGGUUUGGGUCUAUUAAUUUAAAAUAUAUUCAUAUCACUUUUGUGGCAAUGAUUGAGUGAGCAGCAGUUAUCUGCUUUGUUUAUGAAACACUUUAUUUGAAAAGGUACUGCCAGAGAUUGUAGAACAAGCACAUAAUAUAAGCUGGUUGAAAAGAGUAGGUAAAUAAUGGCUACAAAUUCAGGAGAAAACUGAGGACAGUUGCAUUCUUGUAGGAUUUUUUUUUUAUGAAUAUUGCAUAAUUCAGACCUGUUAGGAAGCCAUUUAUGAUUUUUAUCAUGGUUAUUUAAAACCUGCCCACAAGGCUAAUUCUAUGCAGUUCAUUCAUUAAGCACUGCUGCUGUAGCUAUUUGCAGUAAAUGCUAUAUACUGUGCUGCAAUCAGUGAGCAAUUUGCUGCUUAACGUUAGGUUUACACUGAUCUAGACCUGUGUAUGUUUCAACUUCAGUUUGUUUGGAAACAACCAGAAUAAAGAAUGUGUUUAAUGUAGUCAUUUGCAUUCUCAGUGUUAACUGUUAAAAGAUACUGUACCUAAUGCUUAUGUGGUUUGUCUGUAUUCAUCAUGUUAACUGUUCUUUUAAACUGACUGCACAGAUAACUUUACAAAAAUAAAAUAAAAUAGACUUGAUAUGAGAA
Terrapene triunguis (Three-toed box turtle) is the source of this 4096-nucleotide messenger RNA. RefSeq names its product small integral membrane protein 13 (gene SMIM13). The transcript has 2 exons. NCBI's taxonomy places the organism in Eukaryota, Metazoa, Chordata, Testudines, Emydidae. The record is from RefSeq and is a predicted model, not a curated record. The coding region runs from base 210 to 479 and encodes 89 amino acids.